Molecule: messenger RNA, 210 nt
Organism: Peronospora matthiolae
Lineage: Eukaryota; Oomycota; Peronosporomycetes; Peronosporales; Peronosporaceae
Source: the annotation of a GenBank genome assembly
AUGCACUGCAGCAUAGUCAACAUACCGACCCGGAUCGCAGCCUUCUGGAGUCAAACAAGUGUUUGUCAGACCAAGUUUGGUCUCAGAGUGUUCUGGUUGCACGGAGGCACUCAACUUGACAAGACCACAGAGCGAAUUGCAAAUCUUCAAGGGACUGCAAAGGCCUGGUGUGAAUCGGAAGUGAUCUCUCAGAUGGGUGUCAAUCUUUGA